GAGAAAAAAAAUUAACAGUAUAACCUGGACCUGUCCAAAAGAGGCCCAAUCUAGGCCCAACAAUAUAAGGACGGCCUUCGGGGCCCUAACCCACCUGCUCCUUUUGCCAAUUGUUGUCUUCUCUCUCUAACAGUGGCGCGGGUUCUCAGAGUGAAAGCUCGAGUAGAAGCAGAAAUGGCUAAUGAGAAAGAAGGGACCGACCUACUGGGUUCUCCAACUUUCAAAGUUCUCGAUAAUGGCCGCUUCAAGUGUGUUGAGACAGGCCAUGAAGUUUUGGAAAAAGACAAGGAUUACUCCAGCAGCAAACAGUUCCGUUUGGGCCUUAUCGACUAUGCCGUCUCCCAUAAUAAGCCUCCUCUUAACGUUUUCAAGCAAGACCCUCUUUCCCGUUCGAAGCUAGUGUGCAAUAUAACUGGACACACAGUCAAUAAGUCCGAGGAACACAUCUGGAAACAUAUAAAGGAUUGUAUAGUACAGAUAUUCUAACAGUAGAAUAUUCUUAGCUGUCAAAAUAUUCUUCAUCUUCUAAGAUGAUUCCAAUCCUUUCAUUUCAACAUGCCCCCUUAAGUUGUGCUGUGAUGAGUGUGAAACAGUAAGUUUGUUCUUGGGUUUAUGAAAGAUUGGAAUAGGCAGAGACUUUGUUAGAUUGGGUUUAUUAUAUCUGAUUUGUUAUUUUUAGUUAUGAUUAUGAUAUAUGAUCUAUAGUUAUGAUUAUGAGUUAUGAACUAUGAUGUAUGAUUUAUGACCUAUGACUUUUGACUUAGAGUAUGACCGAUUUAUAGAUUAUGAUUUAGAAUUAUGUCUUAAGAUAUGAUAUGAUCUAGAUGUUUGUGUUUGUAUGACUUUGGUGAAUAUAUGUUAUGUUUGAUUAUAUGACUAACCAUUGUUUGUAUUUUUCUUACUGG
This is a messenger RNA of Humulus lupulus (European hop), 905 nucleotides long. RefSeq lists its product as uncharacterized. The transcript is spliced from 2 exons. Bases 175 to 486 code for a protein of 103 amino acids. Lineage: Eukaryota; Viridiplantae; Streptophyta; Magnoliopsida; Rosales; Cannabaceae. The record is from RefSeq and is a predicted model, not a curated record.